Molecule: messenger RNA, 1680 nt
Organism: Aspergillus saccharolyticus JOP 1030-1
Lineage: Eukaryota; Fungi; Ascomycota; Eurotiomycetes; Eurotiales; Aspergillaceae
Product: putative extracellular lipase
Exons: 1
Coding region: 1-1680 (559 amino acids)
Source: RefSeq, a predicted model, not a curated record
AUGAGGACCCCUUCUCUCGUCUGGCUUGCUUUUUCGUGGGUGGUUCACGCGGUGCCUACCCCGCGCGCUGCAGCCCCUACUGUGACUCUUCCUAGUCCAGUUGCUACUAUCGUUGGGACAGCCGGCAAUGUUGAAGUCUUCAACAACAUUCCUUUUGCGCAAGCACCCACCGGCUCGCUGCGUCUGAAGCCGCCGCAGCCGAUUCAGACGUCGCUUGGGACAAUUCAAGCCACUGGAAGCUCCCAGUCAUGCCCGCAAUUCUAUUUCUCCACCAGUGAUCUCCCAACCUCAGUCCUAGGCAUUCUUGCCGAUAAUCCACUGGUACAAGUUGCGACAAAUGCCGGUGAAGACUGUCUGAACAUCGACAUUCGUCGUCCGGCGGGAACUACUUCUGACUCGAAGUUGCCCGUGCUGGUUUGGAUUUUCGGAGGUGGAUUUGAGCUUGGUUCGAAGUCAAUGUAUGACGGCACAUCCUUGGUUCAGUCAUCGAUCGACUUGAACCUACCCGUUAUCUUUGUUGCGAUGAACUACCGCGUGGGUGGAUUCGGAUUCCUCCCGGGCAAAGAGAUCAAGGAGGACGGGUCUUCCAAUCUUGGUUUGCUGGACCAACGAUUGGCUCUGGAGUGGGUUGCCGACAAUAUUGCAGCUUUUGGAGGAGACCCGGAAAAAGUCACGAUCUGGGGUGAAUCAGCCGGUGCAAUCUCUGUCUUCGAUCAGAUGGUGCUCUAUGACGGCGACAACACUUAUAAGGGCAAGCCGUUGUUUCGUGGAGGCAUCAUGGAUUCCGGGAGUGUCGUACCUGCUGAUCCGGUCGAUGGGGUUAAGGGACAAGCUGUUUACGACCACGUCGUCUCGUCGGCCAAAUGCUCCUCCGCCAACGAUACGCUUGCGUGUUUACGGGACUUGUCAUAUGACGAGUUCCUGAACGCCGCAAACUCUGUUCCUGGUAUCUUGAGUUAUAGCUCUAUUGCCCUGUCGUACGUUCCCAGACCGGACGGAAAAGUGCUCACGGCAUCUCCGGACGUUCUUGGAAGGGCCGGCAAAUUUGCGCGCGUACCUUUCAUUGUGGGCGACCAAGAGGACGAGGGAACACUGUUUGCUCUCUUCCAGUCCAACAUCACCACAACCGACGAGCUAGUCAAGUACCUAAGCGACUACUUCUUCUACGAUGCCAGUCAAGAGCAGCUCGAUGAGCUCAUCAGCCUUUACCCAGAUACCACAACAUAUGGCUCUCCGUUCCGCACGGGCACCAGCAACAACCUGUACCCGCAGUUCAAGCGUCUCGCUGCUAUCCUCGGUGAUCUGACCUUCACCAUCACCCGCAGGGCCUUCUUGGCCUACGCCGCUGAGAUAGCACCCAAUUUACCAAGCUGGUCGUACCUGUCGAGCUACGACUACGGCACACCAAUCCUCGGAACCUUCCACGGCAGCGACCUGCUACAGGUUUUCUACGGCAUUUGGCCCAACUAUGCGGCCAAAUCCAGCCACACCUAUUACUUCAGCUUCGUGCAUGACCUCGACCCAAAUGUCUAUCGUGGCAGCUAUCCCGAAUGGCCCGAGUGGCAGGAGGGCCAGCAGUUGAUGAACUUCCAGGCCAAUUCGGUGGCCCUGUUGGCGGACAAUUUUCGAAACGAAACGUAUGACUUUAUUCUGAAAAAUGUGGAUACCUUCCAUAUCUAG